Dacryopinax primogenitus is the source of this 1723-nucleotide messenger RNA. Its product is annotated as general amidase. Lineage: Eukaryota; Fungi; Basidiomycota; Dacrymycetes; Dacrymycetales; Dacrymycetaceae. Bases 1 to 1716 code for a protein of 571 amino acids. The record is from RefSeq and is a predicted model, not a curated record. The transcript is spliced from 8 exons.
AUGGGUGAAGAAUGGGCCGCCAACGCCCUCGCGAAGAAGAACGCGCAGACCGCUGCCAUUCCUGAGGAGUGGGUGAUCACUCCCCCGCCAGCGGACAGGCUCAACGUCCUCGGUGUGCCUCGUGAGUGCGGCCUGUUGAGCGAGAAGGAGCUGGAGAUCACAGAGCUGAGAAAUGUGGAUGCUCUGUUGGAGAAGCUGGCGAGUGGGGAGUGGACUAGCGUCGAGGUCACGACGGCAUUCUUGAAGAGGGCGAUUAUUGCCCAACAAGUGGUCAAUUGCCUCACGGAGAUCUUCAUUGACAAAGCGCUUGCUUGGGCCGCCUCGCUCGAUAAGCAGCUCAAGGAGACGGGCAGACCUGUUGGGCCGCUCCAUGGACUUCCUAUCAGUCUCAAGGACCAGUUCUGUAUCGAGGGAUUGGACUGUUGUAUGGGUUACGUCGCUUGGUGCAACAAGCCGAGCGAGAAGAACGCUGUGCUGGUCGACGUGCUGCUCAGUGCCGGUGCGGUACCGUUCAUCCGUACCAAUGUUCCUCAGACGUUAAUGUGGCCCGAGGCGUACAACGUCGUAUUCGGGCGGACGGUCAAUCCUGCUAAUAGGACUCUGACCUGUGGUGGGUCUAGCGGUGGAGAAGGUGCUCUCGUCGCUAUGGACGGGAGCCCACUUGGUGUUGGCACAGACAUCGGCGGCAGCGUGCGUAUCCCUUCAGGUCUGAACGGCCUCUUCGGCCUUCGCCCCUCCUUCAACCGUUUCCCCUACCAAGGCGCAGUAAACAGCGGCUACGGGCAAGAAGCUGUCCCCUCCGUCCUCGGGCCCAUCACAUCCUCCGUCUCCGGCCUCAAGGCAUUCACGAAAGCCGUGCUGAGCCAGGAGCCGUGGUUGUAUGACCCGCUGUGCGUGAGGAAGCCCUGGGAUGAAGAGGCAUAUAGGCUCAAAGAGCAUGGGGAGGGGAAGAAAAUGUGCUUUGGGUUCAUGUGGGAUGACGGGGUCGUUUUGCCCACCCCGCCGGUCAAGAGGGCGCUGGAGAUCGCAAAGGCCGCACUGGAAGCUGCCGGUCAUGAAGUGAUCGAGUGGAAGGGAAUUCAUCACUACGAGCUGGGCCAAACUGUCGUAUCGAUCUUCAACGCCGACGGGAACGACAACUGUGCAGACGUAUGCGAGGUCUCUGGAGAGCCUCUCCUGGACACGAUGGUGCCCGAAUUCCCUCUCGCAGAGCAGGAUGAGCGCCCCAUGACUGCUCACGACGGUGACGGGCCAAAGGGCCUCUUCGGCGAGUACGUACGCCUAAGCACGUACGAGCUCUGGCAGUUACAGUGGAGGAAGAGGGCGAUGCAGAAGGAUUAUCUUGAUCUUUGGGUCGGGACGAAGGGCGAGACGACGGGUCGGAAGAUGGACGCGAUCAUCAUGCCUAUGGCGCCGCAUCCUGCCCCGCCGCAUGGCAAGUAUAGCUAUGUUGGAUACACGAUGGUAUGGAACGUACUCGACAAUCCUGCUGCAAUCUUCCCGGUCACGACGGUUGACCUAGAGCUCGAUGUCCCGGUUGAGAAGCACGAAUUCCGGUAUGCAGAAGACAAGAAAGUCUACGAGCUCUACACAUCACCGGAAGUGUUCAAAGAUGCUCCGGUUAACUUGCAGUUGGUGGGAAUGAAAUUGGAGGAAGAGGCAGUCAUCGGCAUGGUAGAGAUGGUAUCAAAGAUUGUGGCUGAAUACACUAAGUGAUCAACGG